ACACAAACCAACCACUAACCACCCAACUCCCUUUUUAUAAUAUUUCCAACCACAGGGAGGCAAUUGGGUAUGCUGAGACAGAGCAAAACAGGGCAGCUAAAAGAAUGCGUUAGUGCUUGGCGCUGAUUCUGCAAAUGCAACGGCGGAAUCUGAGGUCCUAUGGAGUAGUUGCCGAAGCUGAGGAGAAGGGAAGUGGGUACGGGUAUGGCUGCGUGUUCGAGAAGACGGCCAGCAUCGAGAUCUGUGCUGUUCUUCCCUUCGCUUCACGAACAAGCUUUUCAUUCUCACACCUCCUUUAGCUGAAACUCCCAGAAUCCUAAGCUCUUCGUCCACCAUACCAGCUUUAAAUGAAUGGAGAUCGAAAUACCGUUUGAAGAAUGAAGAAGAAGAGCAUCCGCAAUAAAUAUUACCGUAACACCCACUUCUCUGUUUUCCUUGAUGCGCUUCCAAUCCCACAUCAGUCGACGUCCGCGCCAUUACUGCAAGUCAAGUGUUUGAAUUAUGUUCACGCUUCGGGGUUGUAGCGGAUUAAUCAACUUCUUAAAAGGAGGAGCUACAGAGCGUGAAGCUAGGUAUAUGUGAAUAGUGGACUUAACACCAGUGGGAUAAUUUCCAAGGGAAAAUGGAAAAAUUGCAGAGAUAUUACUCUCCAAGUCAGAACAACCUCUACAGAUUCCGCACCAGACAACUAUCUAUGAAUAUCCACUUCUCUGUUGCAGCAUUGCCUUUCCUUGUACUCCUGAUCCUUCUCCCGAAGACCUUUUGCGACCUGAACUCAGACAAAGAAGCUCUCCUCAACUUUACUGCUGCUGUACCUCAUGGUCGAAAACUCAACUGGAACUCCAAUAGCCCAAUCUGCAGCUCCUGGGUUGGCAUUACUUGCAACCUUAAUGGUACUCGCGUACUUACCCUCCGGCUUCCUGCAGUUGGACUGUAUGGCCCAAUUCCUCCUAACACACUUGGGAAUCUUGAUGCUCUCACAAUCCUUAGCCUCCGAUCCAAUCGCCUCAGUGGAAGUCUCCCUGCUGAUGUACUCACCCUUCCUUCCCUCCACAAUGUAUUUCUCCAGCAUAACAACUUCUCAGGUGAUAUUCCUUCUUUUCUCUCCCCCCAGCUCAACUUGAUUGAUCUCUCCUUCAACUCCUUCACAGGAAGCAUUCCAGCCACUAUAAAUAAUUUGACAGGUCUGACAAGCUUAAGCCUCCAAAACAACUCCCUUACUGGAGCUGUUCCUGAUCUUGAACUUCCAAAGCUUACACAUCUAAACUUGAGCUACAACCAGCUUAAUGGUUCAAUUCCGUCUUCCUUCCAGAACUUUCCUGCUUCUUCUUUUGAAGGUAAUUCUAUGUUAUGUGGCCCGCCAUUGAACCAGUGCUCCUCAAUCAAUCCCUCACCUUCUCCUUCCCCAGCUUACUUGCCAUCUCCACCAGCAAUCCCUGUCAAACGAAAGAGAUCCAAUAAGAAAUUAAAUACAGUGGCUAUUAUUGCCAUUGCAGUUGGUGCUUCCACAGUGCUGUUUCUUCUAGUUUUGAUGAUACUGCUGUGCUAUUCAAAGAAAAGAGGUGAGGAAGGUGGCACAAAAAAUAGGGCCUUUGCUAGCGGACGGAAUGAGAAGCCUAAGGAGGACUUUGGAAGUGGGGUGCAAGAGGCUGAGAAGAACAAAUUGGUUUUCUUUGAAGGCUCCUCUUAUAAUUUUGAUCUAGAGGAUUUAUUGAGGGCCUCAGCUGAAGUGCUGGGAAAGGGGAGUUAUGGGACUGCCUACAAGGCCAUCUUGGAGGAGGGAACAACCGUGGUUGUGAAGAGGUUGAAAGAAGUGGUGGUGGGAAAAAAAGAGUUUGAGCAGCAGAUGGAGAUGGUGGGGAGGGUUGGUCAGCAUCCACAUGUUGUGCCCCUUCGUGCUUAUUACUACUCAAAGGAUGAGAAACUCCUGGUUUAUGACUACAUAGCAGCUGGCAGCUUGUCUGCACUGUUGCAUGGAAACAGGGACAUAGCUCCACUUGACUGGGAAUCCAGGUUAAAGAUUUCUCUUGGAACAGCUAGGGGCAUUGCCCAUAUCCAUUCUGCUGGUGGUGGAAAGUUUACUCAUGGCAACAUCAAGUCUUCCAAUGUCCUUCUCACGCAAGAUCUCAUUGGGCGCAUCUCAGAUUUUGGCCUAACUCCUCUCAUGAACUUCCCUGCUGUUCCAUCCAGAAGUGUUGGCUACCGAGCUCCUGAAGUGAUUGAAACAAAAAAAGCUACCCAAAAGUCUGAUGUUUACAGUUUUGGUGUUCUCCUCCUUGAGAUGCUGACAGGAAAAGCACCAGUCCAAUCACCAGGGCAUGACGAUGUGGUUGACCUCCCAAGAUGGGUCCAAUCAGUUGUCCGAGAGGAAUGGACAGCCGAGGUGUUUGACAUAGAACUAAUGAAGUACCAAAAUGUUGAGGAAGAAUUGGUGCAGAUGCUUCAGAUUGCAAUGACCUGUGUAUCAAAGGUGCCAGACACCAGGCCCAAGAUGGAGGAAGUGGUUAGAAUGAUCGAGGAAAUUCGACCCUCCGAUUCUGAGAAUCAAUUAUCAUCAGAAGAGAAUAAGUCCAAGGGCUCAAAUACUCAGACUCCAUGAUGAUAGUGCUCCACUUUCUACCAAUAAUCCUUUAGCUUCAUUCAGGAAGUGAGAAAUAUUACCCGCACUGUGGUGAGCUACUAACAAGAGAUUGCAUGAUCUACUCCAUGUUUGCAAGUUUCUGGCAGUAAAAUCUGUCAAAUUGUCAAAUUCUUUUAGGGUUUUAAUGUUGCAAUUUUAUUGUCUUUGCAUUGUCUUCUUGUUGCUGCUGCUGCUGGCAUGAUCCCUCAAACAAUGUUCAUCAAAAUUGUAAGUUAGCUGACAAUGUAUUUUUCGAUACUCCAUGAUUCCUCAACAAUGCUAGGGCAUAAAAUGUACUAAUGGGAAGUUGAAAUGAAUCAGAUGCACGCUAACCACUGAACCCAGCAGCACAUCACCACCUGGCUGGUUGAAAAAUCAACCACACUUGAUUACUCAACUUCAAACAUUCACUACAAAGAUGUACCGCCACUUAUAGGGCAAUGGUGCUUUUUAUAGCUGUUGAUCCUACAAAUUACAUGAGGGCACCAUUUAGGUGAAUAAACGCUGUUGUGAGAUUUCAAGCCCUUAUAAUGCUAAUGGCAAAUAAACAGUGAGCGAGACUGCCAACCAGCAGAGCUCUUUCAUCACCAAUCAGAAUUUUAAAUAAAAUAGAAUCCAAAUUCCAUAUUCAGAACUUAGAACUCAACCCUUCACAAUAAAUAGGAUGGAUCUUUGAGUUCUUAUUUCUGUGGGAAGUAUGAAUGAAUGUAGUCAGAAGCAUAUGCUUUUGAUCCAUGCUGCUGUUACUUAAAAUUUUUUGUCCGCUCAAAUGCAUUGAAAUUCAUGUCUCCACAAAAUGUAAAAAUCUCUAAAUAUGGAACAAACUAUAUAAUAUAAUAAUUACAGCAACUUCUCACAAUGACAAGUUGAGUGGCUACAUGGAGGAAAAUGCUGAAACAGGAAUAACAAAAAUCGGUGCCUUAGUAUGUUUACUGCAAUAAAACCCUGUCAAAAAUGGUAAUGUGUGAAAUCUCAGCAGUCCAUUAUCCUGCCUGCGAAUCGUUUACAGUUGCCGAUAACAUGACAAUGUUGUGAGAGGCCCCGUUUAGGGUUAGACCAAUCUAUGAUAUCCGCUUCAAAAGGAUUUCAUUAAUUCCUGCAAUGUUAUUGAACUUAGCUUUUUAAGAGCCCUUAUUGACCAAAUCAGCACCGCUCACAUACUUAGCAACAAAUGAUAUCAUUCGGAAUGGGGCACCAAUCAGUGGAGCAUCCGACAGUGGCACAGCAGCCUUUUUAUCUCUCUCAGCAGCCUGUGAUCCCAAAUCUUGAACUUCAUUCUUGUUCAAUGGGAUUGGCACAAUUUCUCCAGCCGCUGGAUUUUGCAAGAUUUCUCUGGACCCUACAGUUUCCAAAGAGUAUGGAAGUACAGCAGUAGGCUUCAUAUCGAUGUUGUUAUCAUCGAUCCUCUCAUCUUUGAUUGAAACAACACUGAGAGGCUCCAUCCUUUCGGCUGAUGGAGACAUCCUUCCCCUGGGAUCAGAAACGGAUUGAGCAAGAUCAGGAGCAACCACUUGAUUGGAUCCAGCAGCUGGCACAUUUUGUCCAUCCGGCUCAACAUACAAUUCAUUCACCU
Molecule: messenger RNA, 4193 nt
Organism: Malania oleifera
Lineage: Eukaryota; Viridiplantae; Streptophyta; Magnoliopsida; Santalales; Ximeniaceae
Product: probable inactive receptor kinase At5g58300
Exons: 4
Coding region: 623-2599 (658 amino acids)
Biological process (GO): protein phosphorylation
Molecular function (GO): protein kinase activity; protein binding; ATP binding
Source: RefSeq, a predicted model, not a curated record